Malassezia japonica is the source of this 492-nucleotide messenger RNA. RefSeq lists its product as uncharacterized. The coding region runs from base 1 to 492 and encodes 163 amino acids. Lineage: Eukaryota; Fungi; Basidiomycota; Malasseziomycetes; Malasseziales; Malasseziaceae. The record is from RefSeq and is a predicted model, not a curated record. The transcript has 2 exons.
AUGAGCGAGGCGCCGCGCACCGAGGGGUUUGUGCCGCAUGCCUUUGCGCCUCAGGCCGAGUUCUUAGACAAUACCGAGACGAAUCGUGCGCGCCCCCUGACUGAUGCGGUAAUCACUGUGCGCGUCAUCAAAAACUUUGAGUACCGCACGAUGAAGGCGCUCGUGCUCCACGUCGACCUCACGACGAUGACCAUGGCGCAGCUGCGUGAAAAGUGCAUCGAGUGUGUCAGGACGCAGCCUGCGUUCAAGGCGUACCGCAACGUGGCGGACAAGCUCGACACGCUGAAGCUGUACACGCGCGCGCACGGCGCCAAGACGACGAACCUCAUCAUCAACCUCGACCACCCCGAGUGGAUCUACGACUGCUCGCCGAACGGCCCGCCGCUUGCGGAGCUCGGUAUUGAAAAUGAGACGGAGCUCUCACUCUUUGAGCGCGAGGCGUACGAUGCGUUUUUGGCGGAUCCGCAGACCCGCUGGGAUGCUUCUGGGUAG